Messenger RNA from Gadus morhua (Atlantic cod), 5921 nucleotides. RefSeq names its product flocculation protein FLO11. The record is from RefSeq and is a predicted model, not a curated record. Lineage: Eukaryota; Metazoa; Chordata; Actinopteri; Gadiformes; Gadidae. The transcript is spliced from 6 exons. The coding region runs from base 697 to 5319 and encodes 1540 amino acids.
UAAAGCAGAACUCAACAUCGGACCAAGGACGGUUAGGUUGUGCCCGGCUGUGUAACCUCGCAGUCUUGCGGUGUGCUUUAUAUGCUCCCAUGGAAUAACGUUGACUUCUCCACCAUCUCGGACUAUACUGGAUUUAUUAUUCGACGUGGAUUACUGCAUUUUCAGAAGUUUUCUUCUUUUCUGAUGAUUGAAGAACGACGAUGGACACGACAGUCGGAAGACGCUGUAGAGACCGGGAGGACCUUGUGUAAAUCACGGAGAGACGAAGACAGGUCCCAUAGGGGGUCUACCGGAAGGGGCGGACUUACGAGCUCUAUUGGAGUGAACAGGCAUAUCUACUUCUGGGACUCCAUAAAUCAAGGGACCCGUCCACAGCCCGCUUAAACAGCUGCAAUACCAGGCUUGGCCGCUGAGCACUGGUGGUUUGCGGAAGUAUGCACUGCUCCUGGGAGCCUGCUACUAGUGAGUGACACGCUCUGAGAACAUCUGUUCCGAGUGGACUGCCCAUGUUCCAGUAUCAUCCAAUCGAGUUAGAACACCACUCCCGCCUCAUUUUCAUGUGCGGAACUCAUCAUGGCGGAGAAACGGUGCAUUUUAUUUUUUUAAAGUUGGGACCAGAGGAUCGUUGCCAGCUUUAAGGUUGUGCUUCAUGUCAACCCAAUGCAAGCCAUACCCAUGCAAAUCUGAAAGGGUGGCAUGAACCUAGGGUGGGAUCCCAACGGGGCACCCGUUCAGAUGUCCCAGCCCCUCACCACAGGGCAGAUGAACAUCAACCCAUGUACCUCCAUGGCCGAGCGACGUGCCGCAGGUACCAAUGGCUACAAUAGGAUGGACUCCACUGCCACCGUUUGGGUGUCCCCUGCAUCGAUUCCAACGCCAUACUUCCCCGCCAGUACUGUUGGACCCAAGGAACUUGCUCAUAAUGGGGGACGCAUCACAGCUCUGUCUCCUCCACCCUCGGAGGACCAUGGCGUGUUGAGGAGGGUCCAUCAGCAGCAGAGGCAGAAUCCUCAUGUUAGGGCAACGCAUAACCUACCACCAUUAGUCGAAUCACACUAUCAACAUUCAUGGUCACAGAAGGGCCAAUCAAGGAGGGAGGUUUGUGAGUGGAGUAAGUCUGCUCAGAAAAACUGUAGACUGACUGGCAGCUUGGCCGGUGAUGAGGACGACGGUCCAGAUUCACAGUGUGGGCGCAGACGUCAAGAACUUAAAUUGGGAGGAGAGAUCUCUGCCUUAAAGCGGCACCAACCACUGCACUCGUUUGAACAGAGUGAGCGUCGCCCCAGUGUUCCAGCAGUAAGCACAUCAUCUGCAUCACAGUUAGUGAGUACACAUAGUCAGGAUCCUUCUUCAGUUGGGAAAGAGCAUUGCUCUCACACCCCUUGCCCUGUUCCACACCCAGCUCACCUUAAGCUCAAAGCAAUGAGCAAAAAUAAACGUUUUACUGAUGCCCACAUUCAUGAUUUCCUUAUGGAAAGAGUGUCUAACAUAAUGGCGGGACGGACCCAGUGUGGCGGGAGCAAGGGUGCAGAACGGACACAUUGUUUGAGUUCCAGUACCUUAAAUGUAUGCCUGCCAAGCAAGCAGAACACUGGUUCAUUACAUUUGAAAAUAGACGAAUCAGCACCCCGGCAUGUCACCUCUACCGCAUCAUCGGAGGAAAUCUGCGUUUCUUCUGCCGGGAGUGCUGGUAGUCCAGCUCUCGACUGCAACGGGAAUGAGAAGUGGUCCACUGCGUUCGGAAAAGGGAUUCAAGAGAAGCAAUCAGCGUUGACUCGUAAUGUUUUAAAGCAAGAUGGCCAACCUAAACCAGAAAAGGACUCCACAGAAUACCCGAAAAUUAUGAUGCUCGCUGCGGAGGUUUGUGCAAAGAACGACAACGAGAAUCCAGUGAUUCUCUCUGCACUCUCAGGAACAACCCCAAAGGAGUUCAUAGAGCAGCGAGCUGCCUCAGAGGUUGAAAACGGUGCGACACAAGGACACAAGUACACCUCCUCAUGGCUAAUCGCCAACUGCCUCGAGGAUCGAGACAAAGAGCCAGGCGCUCUGCACCCCGUCUCGUACGUGGGUCACCCGGAGGCGCGAGAAACGGGGACUCUGAGUUUAGUGAAUAAUUGGCAAGCAGGGAAGACUAAUACAGAAAUGGACAUGGCCAAAUCAAUACAAAUGUCAUGCAAAGAAGAACACUGGUUUAAAAGCCAGAGUUAUGAAUACAUUUCAGAAGACGACAUUCAAAAUGGCGAAGACAUUCUGGCUCUGGAUUUGCAGUCAAAUAGGCUUCCCUCUGAAACCACAAUUGGAAAUUUGAGUGGCGCUUCCUCUAAAUAUUGCCCCGUCUAUGAAGAUAUCUCUGAAACACAAAUUUCCACAGAUGUAUGUUUAAUCAUAGAUGAGCCGUCGGGGACACAACUGUCAAACAAUGUCAGACAACCUAUCAAAUCUGGGAGUCCCACAAAUGUCCCGGCCCUUUCAAAACAUUUGUUUAAUUCCGCAAGGCAGUCUCGUGACGGAACCUCAAAUGGUGACAAAACUGGUUUGAUUCCUGGUUUGUUACCUGAGGUUCAUGCAGGUCGUUCUCUGCAGCAGGAAGUCAUUUACAUUAGUUCAGACGAGGAUACAAUGGACCUUUCUACUGAAGAAGAUGGAUCUACCGAUACUGAAAUUCAAGAGAAGGUGACUGAAGCCAUAAGCCCCAUGGUUGAAGAGGAGGAUGCUGAAGAGGAUUGGCUGAUGAUUCCGGUGGCAAUAACAUACCUUGCAUUUGUUGAAGCGAAUGUAAACCAUGUCUCCCAAGCAAAAACCCAAUCUAGUGGUAAAAAUAUGCUGCCUUCAACAACCAAAAAACCUUUGCCAACUUCUCCCAUGAGGCAGUUGGAAGUGUUUGAUACCCUUGAUAGCUUUCUACGAGAAAAGGCUUGCCUAAAUCCCUGUAGCAAUAAAGAUUCUCAGAUUAUAAUUGUUUCUGAUGAUCUCCCUGUGCCAACACCCACAGAAGGCAUCCCAGCAGAAUCAAGUAAUGGAAACAUUGUUCUCCGGUGCAGAGAAAGAUCCAGUUCAUGUGACACCGAAGACAGCAGUGACUACUCGUCCUCGGAGUCCAAUUGCAACUAUUUAACAGUGUCCCCUCAGUGCUGGGAAGACGGAAAUCUCUCCAAAUCACUGAAGAAGAAGAAGAGGAAAACGUGUGAAAAAUUAUAUUCUGCCAAACGGCCUCGUACAAUCACAUUCUCUGACGGCACGGAUGACAGCUGUGUGUUCGAAGUGGAGAUGGAAACGAGCCUGGAGACGGAUGUACCCAUGACACCUGAACCUAAAAGCAGCCCGAUAGAAUCUGAAGGUGAUUGCAGUUCUGUUGAAUUUAAAAAAGCUCCAACAAAAUGUCAUGCAAAAACCGAUCAAACAGCCAUUCUAAAAGGACUAAAGAAACUAACCGAUGAAGGAGCCAAGUUAAAACGCAGAGGUGCAAAGGGCUUGAGGUUGUCUGAAUCGGAGGACGGGGGAGAUGAUUUCCCAGUUCUACGAAUUGGACAUUUGGCUGAAGGUCACAGGUAUCCAGUAAAGGGGCCUCAACAAAGGGCAUUCCUUGACUUGGAGAUUGACCAAAAGCCCCCCUGUGUGGCUGGAGCAGAGGAGCGGGUCUCAACUAGUCAUGAACUCCCAAAACCCAAUCCCAUAAUCCCUCGCUUGUUUUUCAAGAUGCCUUCUGAACAAAGUGAUCCAGUGACACUGAUGGCAGAAUUGACCAUCCCUAAGAACAAAAGAGAUGACUACAGACUCUCGAAACGAACCAAGAAAAACAAUCCGGUUACUUCUGCUAACGGACAACCAAAAUAUAAGACGAGAGACGAGAAAUUACGUUCUGAGAAACGUAAAAUGCUCGAUGGCCCAAUCGGAGAACAGAAAGUAAAUGCAUUUAAUUCCGGGCAACAUGUGACCUCCAAUAAACCAACAUCAGUUUCAAAGGACCACCUGAUUAUCCCAAAGCAACUGACGACGUCCACGGCAGCGCUUCAGAAGUACAAGGCUCAUUCCACGGCUAGCACAGAGCCACCCAGGACAGCGUCCUCUAGUGGCCCAGAGCCACCCAGGACAGCGUCCUCUCGUGGCUCAGAGCCACCCAGGACAGCGUCCUCUAGUGGCCCAGAGCCACCGAGGACAGCGUCCUCUAGUGGCCCAGAGCCACCCAGGACAGCGUCCUCUCGUGGCCCAGAGCCACCCAGGACAGCGCCCUCCAGUGGCCCAGAGCCACCCAGGACGGCGCCCUCCAGUGGCCCAGAGCCACCCAGGACGGCGCCCUCCAGUGGCCCAGAGCCACCCAGGACGGCGCCCUCCAGUGGCCCAGAGCCACCCAGGACGGCGCCCUCCAGUGGCCCAGAGCCACCCAGGACGGCGCCCUCCAGUGGCCCAGAGCCACCCAGGACGGCGCCCUCCAGUGGCCCAGAGCCACCCAGGACGGCGCCCUCCAGUGGCCCAGAGUCACCCAGGACGGCGUCCUCCAGUGGCCCAGAGUCACCCAGGACGGCGUCCUCUAGUGGCCCAGAGCCACCCAGGACGGCGUCCUCAGGCGGCAAAGAGACACCAAGGAUGGCAUUCUCUAGCGGUAUACCGCCAUUCAGGACCGCAUCCUCAGGUGACCAUAACAAUCAGUCAACAUUGGAAACCAAUCCAUACUUCAGCUGCCACUCAAUAAAAAAUACCAAAAAACGAAUCUCUCACUACUGUCGCAGAGCCGACAAGACAAAGGAUUCCGUUCACCCGAAGCCGUCCCUUCUCACCGAAACAGCUCCCAGUUCCAGUAAAGGGCAGUUGAAAUCCAGUAUGAUCUCCAAAUCCUCUAAAACCGGAAGAUAUUCUAUCGAUCCUAAAAGAGUCACAUUCUCAGAUGCUUCUGGGAGCACAAAGGAGUCGGCAAGGCAACAGAUCCGCAAAGAAUGGAAAGAUAACUAUGUCUCAACCAGAAUAUCACGGCGGCACAGCUCUGGGCCGGAGGACACAAGGCGACAUGCUUCCUCCUCUUCCAAAAAUGCUGACAUUUCGGAGGAACACGAUGCAGGGAAAGAUGCUGAGCUGGAACCCUGUCCCGACCCAGCCCAACAGAAGAACAGUUGUUAUACUGCGCCCACCACGCUGCUGAUGAAGAGGACCAAGAAUCAGGCGAUGCGGUUGACUCGGGACAAACACCUCCGCGGGGGCCGCCAGGAGCGAAGGCAUUCAGUAGGCGAGGGCUACAAGUGGUGUCAGACACCGGAGAGCAGGAAUCUUUCCAGAAAGCCUAGGCCGUCGAGUCCUUCCGAGGUUGAGCAGUUGAGCCAGUGGUAGCACAACCUUUUUCUACCUCGGGUUCAAAGCACUAUCAAGAAAGUGUCGGUCAUUUUGAAAAUAAGAAUCUUAUUCAGUACGUGGACGUUAUUUUUUUGUGAUUUAAAUUUUAUAAUUGUAUAUACAUUUUUCAAUACUAUAAGAGGGUCAAACUUUAAUGCAUAAAACUUUGUUGCCAACUUUUGUCUUAACUGUCAAAGGUGUGUUUUUUAAAACUCACUGACAAUAAUACAUCAUAAAUAUAUUAUGAUAUUACAACAUCAUUAAAAAUCUGUUCUGUCGUUUGGGCAUUAUACAUUUUUUAUUUAAUUUUUUAUAAGCCUCACUUUUUGUAAGUGGACUUGCGAUUGUUUUGCUGAAAACGCAUUGAAAUACGUCAAUGGAAGUCCGAGCUAUCUUUUACAGGGGGGGGGGGGGGGGGGGUAAAGGGAAGCUGCAAGUAGGAUCUAUCUUUGCAACAGCUCCAACUGAAUGUAUAUAGUUACUCUUGACGACUACUGCACUGUGUUCCCACUACUUUUACAUAGAUAUUUUAUGUUACGUCAUCGUUGUGGAUGCUGCUUGAUUUUUUUUCAAUUAAAAUAUAUGACAUUUGUAUGCAA